AUGGUCUGGAUAGCUGGUCAUUCUCCGUGGUAUGGUCCAACCCACUCGUAUGUCGUCGAUACAAAUUGCUCUUCAACAGCAAGUGGCCAUACCACGGAGCGCUCCUUCGAGCACAUUACCUCCCGUAAGGGCACAAAAGCGAACAUACACGCCUUGCUAGCGUUGCUAGCACACGGGCCAAUAGCUUCCGUUAUCAACCAGGGCGUCCUCGUCGACACGGAGGAAGUCACCUCUGGUGAUAGUCGCCAGCUAUCACUAGGGGUGCAAAAAGUUUUCAAGACGACAAUGAUCCGAUCGUCAUAUCUCCCCUGCCGCCAGCACGACACCAACGAUUUCGAAAUGGUGUCUGAUCAGAAGCAUGGCGGUAUUCGGCGUUUGGCACAGCGACAUGAUGGCGCCCGGCGGCGUAUAUGCUCAGUAAGUUCAACCCACCUCCAAGCGGCCUUUGGUCAUGCUAAUCUCUCGAGAAGUCAUCAAAGGUUCCACCAACAACCAAGUCGUCGAAGUCCCGACGCAUUCCGUCCAUGGGCCAGCGUUCGAAUGUGCUGUGAACGAGCCAUCCGCCGAUCCCCGCCAACAUAUCCAUCAAGGUCGUACACAGAUAUGGCUCCGGCUACGAGAUUGCUGAGAAGGCAGAAAGAAAGAGUUGAGGAGUGA
Molecule: messenger RNA, 657 nt
Organism: Alternaria rosae
Lineage: Eukaryota; Fungi; Ascomycota; Dothideomycetes; Pleosporales; Pleosporaceae
Exons: 1
Coding region: 1-657 (218 amino acids)
Source: RefSeq, a predicted model, not a curated record